Molecule: messenger RNA, 5898 nt
Organism: Phyllopteryx taeniolatus (common seadragon)
Lineage: Eukaryota; Metazoa; Chordata; Actinopteri; Syngnathiformes; Syngnathidae
Product: calcium-independent phospholipase A2-gamma-like
Exons: 10
Coding region: 234-2741 (835 amino acids)
Biological process (GO): arachidonate metabolic process
Cellular component (GO): membrane
Source: RefSeq, a predicted model, not a curated record
UGUUGUUUUUCUUUCUGGGCCGACGUCAUGUUACUGUGGAAAUCAGGCGUCAGCUCGAACACGUUACCAGCACUUCGUCAUUUACUAGCUUAUAGUUGGGUGGCGGCUAAAGAAGUGGAUUUUAAAGCUUGCCGGUCACCUUGACACGACAAUAUAAAAGCUGUGGUUCAUGGAAAGGGGGAGUGUAGAGCUAAACUUCCUUUGGCUGGAAUGAACCCUUGGCACAUAAAAGGAUGAGUCACAAUUGGUGUCUCAGUGGCUGGCUUAAAUUAAACAGAAAGGUUUACUUAUGGCGCCCUUGCAAAUCAGGAUGCACACCAUUUCCCUUCUCAGGUACCUUGCACUGUUCACUCCAUGUCCAGCAUCCUCGUUGUGGGAAGGCGAUCUCCCUGAGCCAGAAGCACAUCCUCCACUUGCGGCUCCAGGCUCAGAAGGCAUGGCUCUGCAGGGCUAACCAGGUCGUGAGACAGAAGCUCGGGCUUCACACCAGCGGCCUGCGUUUGAACACUUCAGCAUCGCGUUGGUCCGCGGGCUUCAGCAAACACAUGUCACGAGUAAAGAACACAUUGGUCACAGUUUCCAAAGCUGUGAUGCAAACGGACCUUCUCUCCAAGAUUGUCCGGCUCAAAACAAACAAGGUUGGCAAAAAUGUGAAGUCGAUUCCUGAACCGAAAGUUGUCGAAAUCACACACCUUUCUCCUGCUGCUCCCAAGCAUCCAGUAAGCACAUCACCUAGUCCUUCUCGUCGGACUUCUGCAGCUACACUGGAGGCAGGGUCCACGGCUCCCUUGCCUUCUCAGCCUCCUAACACCUCACAAUUGAGCACUGCUGCUGCUGUUGUGACCACGCGGGAAGUUAAGGAGAAAAAAACGAGGCGUGUCGCAUCUACCAUCAAGCCCGAGGAGCCUGAACAGUCAUCCGGUGAGAACGGAAGUCUGUCUUCCAAGCAACCCCCUGCGCUUUUUCACUCCAGCACAUUUUCAGUCAACCUGGAUGAAACCUACAACUACCUAGCCCACCACAUCAAUUCCUACUUUGGCAGCAGUACACAGAAAAAAGAUGUGGAGAACCAUGUUGAUGUAGUAGUUAAAACCCCCCCUCAGGCUCUACAAACAAGUGACCCCGUGUGCAAUAAACCAGGCAGCGCUCCUGCUGCUGCACCCGCAUCUCCCAAGAAAGGUUUCGGUCACUACCUGUCAUAUUCUGCUCCCACCGUGCAAGCUUUUGUGGGCAGCUACAUCGCCCCCUUGGUCCCCAAGUUCAGGACAGGGGAGGCCAAAAGUGCCACGGAUGAAGUAAAGAAGCCGGAGGAUGCGCCGGUGAAACAGGUGGAGGUGGCUGUCAGUUCAGAGCAGAAGGCAGCAGAGGAGAAGGCCAAGAAACUUCUGGUCCAAAGGGAAAAGAUCAUCGCCAGAGUAAGCGUGGACAAUCGAACUCGGGCGCUGGUCCAAGCGCUCCACAGGGCCACUGACGUGAAGGUCUACAUUAGCAGGGUGGAGGACCUCAGCUACCACUUGCUAGAGUUUCCUGAGACUUGUGGGGUCGCCGUCAAGGAGAAGGUAAUCCCCUGUUUGCUGCGUCUGCAACAGGCCACUGAUCCUGGACUGAGGGAAGCGGUCAGAGAAGCUCUUACUCUGGUGGGCUACCAUAAGCCUGUAAAAGGCCGCGGCAUACGCAUCCUGUCCAUAGAUGGGGGUGGGUUAAGGGGACUUCUUGCCCUUCAGACUUUGCACAAGUUGGAAGCCCUGACCGGCAAACCCAUUUACAAACUGUUUGAUUAUAUUUGUGGUGUCAGCACAGGUGCAAUCCUGGGGUUCAUGCUGGGCAUCUUCCAGCUCCCGCCAGGCGAGUGUGACGAUCUUUACCGCAAAUUGGGCUCGGACGUUUUCAAGCAGAAUGUGAUUAUCGGCACAGUGAAGAUGGGCUGGAGUCACGCUUUCUAUGACAGCGAAGCCUGGGAGAGCAUGCUGAAGUUAGUCCUAUUCUGGAUGUUGAUGGCAGAAGGAGCUGAAGAGAAAAUGGGCUCACACCUCCUAGUGGAGACUUCUAGAAACCCGGAAUGUCCCAAAGUGGCAGCAGUGAGCGCCAUCGUGAACCGAGGCACUCCUCUGAAGGCCUAUGUGUUCAGGAACUACAACCUGCUGCCGGGGGUGCGCUCCCACUACCUAGGGAGCUGUCAGCACCAGCUCUGGCAGGCAAUCCGCGCCACAUCGGCUGCCCCCGGGUACUUCCAGGAGUUCCCCUUGGGGAGUGAUCUCCAUCAGGACGGAGGUUUGCUAAUCAACAACCCCACAGCGCUGGCCAUCCACGAGUGCAAGUGUCUGUGGCCCAACACACCAUUAGAGUGCGUGGUGUCGGUCGGCACUGGCCGCUUCGAAACGGCAGGCAAGAGCAACAGUGGCACCUACACGAGCCUCAAAACCAAAAUCAACAAUGUCAUCAGCAGCGCCACAGACACUGAGGAGGUCCACGCCAUGUUGGACGGCUUCCUGCCCGCCGACACGUACUUCCGCUUCAACCCGUACGUGAGCGAGGACAUCUCCAUCGACGACAACCGCCAGGACAAGCUAAACCUGCUGCAGGCCGAGGGCUUCCGCUACCUGGAAAGGAACGAGGAAAAGCUGCGGAAGGUGGCUCGCAUCCUCACCCGAGAGAAGGGCUCCGCGCAGAGGUUGGCAGAGUGGGUCAGGACCAGGGCCGACAUGUAUAACUCUUUGUCCUUGAACUCCUUUAAGUUUUAGGCACGACAAAAAACAACAACAACUACACUUUUUACCUCACACAUGGAGACUUUUUUUUCUUUAUUCUAUGAUACUUGGAACCUCAUGUUUUGUUAAUAAUGUCUUCGGGCAGCGGUGUCAAACAAAUUUUUGCUGCGGGCCACAUCGUAGUUAUGGCUUUCCUCGGAGGGCCGUCAUCACUGCGAACACAUACGGUAAAUGUACAAUUGCCUCAUGUUAUUACAUAUACACACACAAAAAAAAUAAUCCAUAAAUAGCUAUAGUUGAAAUCAGAAGCCAGUAAAAAUUUGUGAAUUCAGUUUAUUUUGAAAUGCGGAUUGGUAACAAAAAUGUUUGCAAUCAACGUUAUUAAAAGUGAAGAUGAUUUGCAAUGUUGUUAUUUUUGCAAGAAACAUGAAGUCGACGCUCUUGAUUUGCUUUCCCGGGCCACAAAAAUUGAUCUAGCGGGCCGGAUGUGGCCCCCGGGCGGAGAGUUUGACACCUGUGUCUUAGGGUCACAGAAUCACAUACCACAUCUCAUAGGGCAGCAUGCCUGCAUGAGUAUCUAUUUUUAUUGGAUCUGUGGUUUAUUUUUGUUUGAAUUGGUGCUGUUAAACUGGACAGGACUAAUUCAAACAAGUGGGAACUUUUCCCUCCUUUAAAAUGUGAAGUUUCCAGAUUGUUUUACCUUUUUGUAACUAUUUGCUGCCUGAUAUAAAUAAUGUUAUUUUUAGGCGGGGUACACAAUUGUUUUGUUUUGUUUUUUUAAUCUGAACUGAUUAUUUUUUUUAUUUAUUUUUUAAAUUCAAGAGGCAUCUGACAAUUGGGCAUUUGCUGACUUUGAUUGGAAGAGGGCAGUCUGGGUCAAAAUCGGCCCAGUUAUCGGUAUGUGUGUACGCCACUUAAGACAACACUGUAAAGAAAUUAUAAAGGUCAAACUGAAAAUUUUAAAAAAUUAGGUCAAACCAAUGAUUAAUUUUGGCAACUAAUGCAAGCGAUAUUACUCUAAUUUGCACAAAAUGCAGCUAAUGGGCGAUUGAAGUCGUUGAAAAUGAACUACUAAUGAUGUCCGCCCCCUGAGAAGUGUGUAAGUGCGGUCUACUUAACAUUUCAAGCACUAGCAACAGUAAAGAUUUAACUUUGCAUGUAACCCCACCUGUAUACAUAGCCACAGUGGACCUCACAGAUAUUACUUUUACACAUUGUUUUAGCCAGUCGGCUGUUUUAGCAUUGCGUUUGUUUGCCUGAAUGCACGAUACUGGCACUUCUGACCUCACAUCCAUUUUGAGUGUCCUGACUCACACAGGUACUGUAUCGUUGAUGCGCCAGCGAAUCCUCAAGGACCAGUCAUGAGAUGGAUGCACAGGUACUUAUCUACAACAACAUACAAUAACAAUGCCACAGUCUAUGUAUGUAAUUUAGACUCAUCACCGCCGCAUUCUGCCCCUUAAUUAUGUGAUUACGAAAAGCUGCUGUUGCACAACAUCUUCUCAGGAAGAUGACGGGUACACUUUAUCAGUGUUAAAUGAUGCUCUACCUGAUGCUUAAUGACUCUGGGUGACAUUUGGGCUGAUAAACAUCACCUACACAGUAUUCCCAAAGCGUUUGUGCUUAAUGAUGAUGUAUGUCAUGGUUCUCCCUCAUGAAAAUUAGAAAAAACAUGUAGAGACUUCAAUUUAAAUGUUAAAACCAGCUAUCUUAAUCAUGAUUAAUGGAUUUUUUUUGUUUUAAUUAAACAUUUGUUUUUUGUUAUCGUUUAUAUAUAUAUAUAUAUAUACACACACACACACACACACAAAUAUGUGUGUAUGUAUAUACAGUGGGUACGGAAAGUAUUCAGACCCCCUUAAAUUUUUCACUUUGUUAUAUUGCAGCCAUUUGCUAAAGUCAUUUAAGUUCAUUUUUUUCCUCAUUAAUGUACACACAGCACCCCAUAUUGACAGAAAAAAAUGGAAUUGUUGACAUUUUUGCAGAUUUAUUAAAAAAGACAAACUGAAAUAUCACACAGCCAUAAAUCUUCAAAUCCUUUUCUGAGAAACUCAUAUAUUUAACUCCAGUGCUGUCCAUUUCUUCUGAUCAUCCUUGAGAUGGUUCUAUACCUCCAUUGGAGUCCAGCUGUGUUUGAUUAUACUGAUUGGACUUAAUUAGGAGAUUGGACUGUCAGGAGAUGGGAGAAAGUUCUAGAAAGUCAACCAUCACUGCAGCCCGCCACCAGUCGGGGCUUUAUGGCAGAGUGGCCCGACGGAAGCCUCUCCUCAGUGCAAGACACAUGGAGUUUGCUAUAAAAAAAAAAAUCACCUGAAGGACUCCAAGAUGGUGAGAAAUAAGAUUCUCUGGUCUGAUGAGACCAAGAUAGAACUUUUUGGCCUUAAUUCCUUGCAGUAUGUGUGGAGAAAACAAGGCACUGCUCAUCACCUGCCCAAUACAGUUCCGACAUCAUGCUGUGGGGGUGUUGUUCAGCUGCAGGGAUAGGACGACUGGUUGCAAUCGAAGGAAUGAUGAAUGCGGCCAAGUACAUUGACAAAAAGGACGAAAACCUUCUCCAGAGUGCUCAGGACCUCAGACUGGGCCAAAGGUUCACCUUCCAACAAGACUAUGACCCUCAGCACAGAAGUAAAAUAAUGGAGUGGCUUCAGAACAACUCCGUGACUGUUCUUGAAUGGCCCAGCCAGAGCCCUGACUUAAACCCAAGUGAACAUCUCUGGAGAGACCUGAAAAUGGCUGUCCACCAAUGUUCACCAUCCAACCUGACAGAACUGCAGAGGAUCUCCAAAUCCAGGUGUGAAAAACCACUUGCGUCAUUCCCAAAAAGACUCAUGGCUGUAUUAGCUCAAAAGGGUGCUUCUGCUAAAUACUGAGCAAAGGGUCUGAAUGCUUAUGGCUGUGUAAUAUUUAAGUUUUUCUUUUUUAAUAGAUCUACAAAAAUUUCAACAAUUCAGUUCUUUUUUCUGUCAAUAUGGGGUGCUCUGUGUACAUUGGGGAGAAAAAAAUGACUUGAAUUAAUUUAGCAAAUGGCUGCAAAAUAAUGGAGUGAAAAAUUUAAGGGUAUCUGAAUACUUUCCGUACCCACUGUGUGUGUGUGUGUGUAUAUCUAUAUAUAUCUAUAUAUAUUUCAGAAUGAAUGAAUACAAUUUGUAAUUGUGAAUGAAGAAAAUGAAUUAAAUCUGCUAAAAUGUCA